This is a messenger RNA of Cylicocyclus nassatus, 735 nucleotides long. The record is from the annotation of a GenBank genome assembly. NCBI's taxonomy places the organism in Eukaryota, Metazoa, Nematoda, Chromadorea, Rhabditida, Strongylidae.
AUGAUGCGACUGUUUCGCACGACCGAUACAACAAAGCACUGUGGAGUGAACACAAAGAUAGCAUGUAUCGUGCUGGGCAUUUUGGUGACUGCAAUGGAGAUAUAUACCUACAUAUUUCUGCCUAUAAUCCCCGGUUUGAUACUGUGUGGAAUUGCUACGUUUCUAUUUUUCGUACUUCUGGUAGCUUGCGUGAAGAUGCUGCCAUCACUUCUUGUUGUCUUCAUGAUUCUUAACAUGCUCAUGAAAAUACCCAUUCUUGUCGUGGUAUAUUUCAUAACCUACACCUUAGCUUCUUAUGGUGGCUACUAUCUAUUUUGCAAUGACUACCAGUGCUCUUUGUAUCACUUAUCUACGGGUCUUCUUUGGUCUGGCCUAAUCGUUGCUUUUAUCAGCUGCAUACUCGACGGAGUGCUGACUGCAGGUGUUCGCAAACUUCGACUGCUGAGUCAAGGCGUUAGAAGUGUUAUGUUAGCCCAAGAAACGCACCACCACUGUCAUCCGCGAACGGUGGUUGUGGCGUCUGCACCUCAGCCGAUUGUCUACACCACAACCGCCGCGGGAGCUGGUUAUUCAGCCGCUGUCGUCUACUCGAACUCUGCUCCACCUGGACAGCAGUACGUAUACAGCGCACAACACUAUUCCGGAGCUCAGCCAUAUCCCAACCUCCAAGCGCCGACGAUUCCGCAGUCAGUGAAUCCAUCUGCACCCCAGACACCUUCCGAAUACAAACCAUGA